UGAGGAUUACAAUCCCGCCCCCCCAAGAUUUGGAUUAAUUUGGAUUUUUUGCGUCUGCCGAUCCUGGUUUGUCCCCUGCAUGAAAUUCUGGAGCUCCUGGUGCGAUGAAGUGCUGGUGGCCCCUCUGGUUCCGGAUUUCCCUGGUGCUGGCGGUGGAAGAAAAUCUCAUGAACACCAAGUUCGAGACGGCCGACUUAAGAUGGACAACUUACCCCACUCUGGAUGGCCAGUGGGAAGAGCUGAGCGGGCUGGACGAGGAGCAGAACAGCGUGCGGACCUUCGAGGUGUGCGGGGUCCGCCAACCCAACCAGAACAACUGGCUCCGGACCACUUUCGUCCCGCGCUCGGGCGCCACCUACGUCUACGCCGAGUUGCGCUUCACUGUGGUGGAGUGCUUCUCCAUCCCGCAGGUCACACGCGCGUGCAAGGAAACAUUCAACGUCUUUUUUUACGAGGCCGACUCUGACCUGGCCUCGGCCACCUUCCCGCCCUGGAUGGAGAACCCCUACGUCAAGGUGGACACGGUGGCGGCCGAGCAUCUCACCCGGAAGCGGGCGGGCAUGGAGGCUUCCGGGAAGGUGAACGUGAAGACCCUCCGCGUCGGGCCCCUCUCCAAGGCCGGGUUCUACCUGGCGUUCCAGGACCAGGGCGCCUGCAUGGCCUUGCUGUCCGUGCGGCUCUUUUACAAGAAGUGCCCGGCCGUCACCGUCAACUUCACACUGUUCCAGGAAACAGUGCCCCGGGAGCUGGUCAUGCCGGUCACCGGGCAGUGCGUGGCCAACGCCGUCAAGACCAGCUCCCGCCCGCUCAGCAUGUACUGCCGGGAGGACGGGCAGUGGGCCGACCAGGCCAUCACCGACUGCGCCUGCGUUGCGGGCUUCGAGCCCUCGGAGGAGAGCACCAAGUGCCGAGCCUGCCCCGUCGGCACGUUCAAGGCCGUCCAAGGGGAGGGGGGGUGCCAGCCCUGCCCCUCCUUCAGCAUGUCCACCUCCCCGGGGUCCAGCGAAUGUUCCUGCCGCAUCGGGUUCUAUCGGGCGACGAAGGAGCCGGUGACGAAGCAGUGCUCCACCACACCUUCUGCCCCACGCAGCAUCGUGGCGAAAAUCAACGGUUCGGUGGCCGUCCUGGAGUGGAGCGAACCUCUGGAAAACGGUGGCCGGGAUGACAUCUCGUACCACAUCAGCUGCAGCGAGUGCCCCGAACAGCAGAGCUGUGGGGAGUGUGCCCGCCUGGCCUACGCCCCCCGGUCUCGGGGGCUGAUGGGCCGCACGGUCACCGUGGAGGGCCUCCAGCCGUACAUCACCUACUCCUUCCAGAUCCAAGCGGUCAACGGCGUCUCUGACCUGAGUCAGAACCCACCCCAGUCGGACUCCAUCAAUAUCACCACCAACAAAGACGUCCCCCAGCCCGUUUCCGAGAUCGAGGAAACCUCGGUCAGUCCCAGUGGGGUCACCUUGGCCUGGCCGUUUAUCCAGCCGCCCACAGGGAGCAUCUUGGACUACGAGGUCAAGUAUUACGAGAAGGGUGUCGGUGGGCCCAUGUUUGUGAAGACCUCCGAGAACCGAGUGACUCUCUCUGGGCUGCGCCAAGGGGCUGUCUACAUUGUGCAAGUCCGGGCCCGUUCGGAGGCAGGAUACGGAAGCUUUGGGCCUGAAAAGGCCUUCCAGACCCAAGGGCCUGAGUCAGGGAACGGCACAGAUAAGUGGGCCCUCAUUGUUGGCACGGCGGCCUUAGGGACCCUCCUCAUCUUGGCCGUGGUCAUCGUAGCCGUGGUCUGCCUCCGGCACCAGGGAUCCUCUGCCUCGCGAGAACAAGAAUAUUCAGACAAACCUGGACAGUACUUGAUUGGACAUGGCACCAAGGUCUAUAUCGACCCUUUCACCUACGAGGACCCCAACGAGGCCGUGCGGGAAUUUGCAAAGGAGAUCGAUGUCUCCUACGUGAAAAUCGAGGAGGUCAUUGGCGCAGGUGAAUUCGGAGAGGUCUGCCGUGGCCUUCUGAAGGUCCCAGGCAAGAAGGAGAUCUACGUGGCCAUCAAGACCCUGAAAGGGGGCUACACGGAGAAGCAACGCCGGGAAUUCCUCAGCGAGGCCAGCAUCAUGGGCCAGUUUGAGCACCCCAACAUCAUCCGCCUCGACGGGGUCAUCACCAACAGCGUCCCCGUCAUGAUCAUCACUGAGUUCAUGGAGAACGGGGCCCUCGACUCGUUCCUGCGGUUGAACGACGGUCAGUUCACACCCAUCCAACUGGUGGGGAUGCUGCGGGGCAUUGCAUCCGGCAUGCGCUAUCUCUCCGACAUGAGUUACGUGCACCGGGAUUUAGCGGCCCGUAACAUCCUGGUCAACAGUAACCUGGUCUGCAAAGUUUCCGACUUUGGGCUGUCCCGCUUCCUGGAGGAAAAUUCAUCUGACCCCACUUACACCAGCUCUUUGGGUGGGAAGAUCCCGAUCCGCUGGACGGCCCCUGAAGCCAUCGCUUUUCGCAAGUUCACCUCCGCCAGUGACGUGUGGAGCUACGGCAUCGUGAUGUGGGAAGUCAUGUCGUUCGGGGAGAGGCCGUACUGGGACAUGUCCAACCAGGACGUGAUCAACGCCAUCGAGCAGGACUACCGGCUACCGCCCCCCACGGACUGCCCCACGUCUCUGCACCAGCUGAUGCUGGACUGCUGGCAGAGGGACCGCAACGCCCGGCCUCGCUUUGCCCAGAUUGUCAACUCUCUGGAUAAGCUGAUCCGGAACCCAGCCAGCCUCAAAAUCGUCUCACGGGGAAACGGAGGGCCGUCCCACCCCCUGCUGGACCAGCGCCUGCCCCACUACUCUUCCUUCGGCUCUGUCAGUGACUGGCUCCGCGCCAUCAAAAUGGGCCGCUACGAGGAGAGCUUUGCCAACGCCGGGUUCACCUCCUUCGAGCUGGUCAGCCAACUCUCCUCCGAAGACCUGCUCCGGAUCGGAGUGACUUUGGCCGGGCACCAAAAGAAGAUCUUGUCCAGUGUCCAAAACAUGCGUGUCCAGGGCAAGGCGGGCUCAUCUGCAGGGGCCAAAGCGGGACAGUACUGACCAAAGGCUUGGCCGGAGAAGCACAGAGUCGCCGUCUCCACCUCUUAACCCUUUUUGGGGAGGGGGCAGCAAAGAGCAACGGGCUGGGGAAGACGCCUCCUCCUGACCCCCCACGCCAGCGCCCAUCUGCCCUGCUCCUCUCGCUUCUCCCGAUUUAUUUCGCCCUUCCCCACUUUGGGGAAGGGUUCCCAAGAAGAUGUAAGGCCCGACGGACCUUUGCAAGGACCUUCUCGGAAAGAUUCGUUUUCAGUCUGCUUCUCCAAGGGCCCUUUCAUGGCAAGGGAAGCUGGGUCCUUGGGGUG
Molecule: messenger RNA, 3358 nt
Organism: Candoia aspera
Lineage: Eukaryota; Metazoa; Chordata; Lepidosauria; Squamata; Candoiidae
Gene: EPHB4
Product: EPH receptor B4
Exons: 16
Coding region: 105-3056 (983 amino acids)
Biological process (GO): protein phosphorylation; ephrin receptor signaling pathway; axon guidance
Cellular component (GO): dendrite; plasma membrane
Molecular function (GO): ATP binding; transmembrane-ephrin receptor activity; protein binding
Source: RefSeq, a predicted model, not a curated record